UGCCCGGCGACCGCCUUGUCGAGGUCAACGGGGUCGUCGUCGAGGAGAUGUCGCGCGACGACGUCAUUGAGCUGAUCCGGCGCAGCGGCGACGAGGUGACGCUCACCGUUCGGCCCGUGCUCGAGCUCAGCGAGCUGACGAUGAGACCCGGCUGGGAGACGGGAGACGGGGGCCGCGAGGAGAACCUGAGGGUCGUCGGGAACCUGGCGCGCACGGGCAGCGUCAACUACAAGCACGGCGAGGGAAGAACAGAGGAGCAACUGAGUGCGGAGAAACGAUGGCAGGACGAGGAGCACAUGUGGCUCAUGCAUCGCGGCGGAUUCUCGGCCGCGCGGAGGCUGAGGGAGGACGAAGCGACGGGGCUUCCCGAGGGAAAGCUCACGAUACGGCUUCAGCACGGAGGAGAGAUCCUACAGGUUGAUGUAGAGGACGUGGAGAAGGCGAACCCUCUGCAGCUGGACCGCACUGAGGACAUGUCGUGUCUGCCGAACAUCAACGAGUCGGGGCUGCUGCACGUGCUGCGGCAGCGCUACGCCUGCAACCUCGUGCACACCUACGCCGGCCCCGUCAUGUGCAUCGUCAACCCCAUGCACCCGCUCUGCAUCUACUCCGAGAAGGUGAUCCACAUGCUGAAGGGCUGCAAGCAGGAGGACAUGCCGCCGCACGUGUACGCGGUCGCGCAGAAGGCCUACCACGCGAUGGUGACGUCGCACCGCGACCAGUCCGUCGUUCUCGUCGGACGCAGCGGCAGCGGCAAGACGACGAACGCGCGCCACGCCCUGCACUACCUCGCCGUCGCCGCGGGAACCGUCAACAAGAUCCUCACCGUGGAGAAGCUGAAUGCGAUUGCUACGUUGAUGGAGGCAUUCGGUAACAGCCGCACCGCGCUCAACACCAACGCGUCGCGCUUCACGCAGCUCUCCUCGCUCGACUUCGACGCUGCCGGACAGAUCGCCGCUGCGUCGAUACAGGUGUACAUGUUUGAGAAGGCGCGGGUCGUGCGGCGGCCCGAGGGCGAGCCCAACUUCCACAUCUUCUACCAGCUGCUCGCCGGCUGCGACUCCGACCUGAGACGUGAGCUCCACCUGGAGAGCAUGGAGGAAACUAGUCUGUUCAUGACGCCACUCUCGAGGGUUGAAGAUAAGCAACGUGCUGCCCUCUCGUGGGGAAGGGUAGCAUCAGCAGUAGAGAUCUUAGGCAUACAGGAAAACGAGGCUAAAGCGAUGUGGUGCGUCAUCGCUGCAAUCUAUCACCUAGGUGUCGCCGGUGCUGUCACAGGCAUGGGCAGCACUAAGGCGCAGUUUGGCAAUCCCGCGGCAGCACAGAGGGCAGCACUGCUGCUCGGCACGAGCGUGGAGGCGCUGUCGCGGGCGAUCUUCAACCCGGGCCAGAUGUUGUCCGCCAGGGGUUCCUUCAGGGGCACACUGAACAGAAAUAAACCAGAUCUGUCACUAGAGGGAGCCAUCAAUCCUCUGGAGGCUCUGGAGGGAAUGGUGAUUGGCUUGUAUGCCGAAACCUUCAAUUGCCUCCUGUCCCUCAUCAAUAGGUGCCUUUCCUCCAACUAUCGAACUGUUAACUCGAUCAUCGUUGUCGAUUCGCCGGGACUUCAGAAUCCUGCCACCGCGGGGCGCCACAGCGGUGCUACAUUCGAAGACCUGUGCCACAACUAUGUGCAGGAGAGACUGCAGUAUUUGUUUCACGAGAACACCUUCACAGCUCAGAUGGACCGAUAUGCCCAGGAGGACAUUCCAUUUGCCUUUGAGACGUCGUCGUCCACUCCCGAGUCGAUGGUGAACAUGAUCGACAAACCCAUACAGUCGCCGAUUGUAAUCGAUGCGUUGGUGGAGCCGGCUAGGUUGAAGUCACAGUUUGUCGUGCACCACCUGGCAGGGACGAGCCCCGUUCUCUACAGUGCCACCAACUGGCUGAAGGCGGCGCGAGAGAACCCCGUGAGUCGGUUAGCCUCCACCGUGCUGCAGGACUCGCAGAAGGAAAACAUCUGCAACCUGUUUCUGACGCUGCGAGGUCCCGUUCCGUCGGUGCUCAGCGGCUCGUGCGUCGGUAUAGAGGGCAGCACCUCGCUGCGGCGCGCGUCCAGCAUGCGGCGCACGCACACGACGGGCGUGGCCGGCACGAAGCGCCGGUCAACCGCGCUGCAGGUCAAGUUCCAGAUGGAUGGCAUCGUGGAGACGCUGCGACGCACCAGCGUCCACUACGUACAGUGCAUCCUGCCGCAGCACAACGCCGGCCUCUGCGACCUCAAGGCGACCUUGUCGAGUCCUACGAAGAACCAGAACGCCGCCGAGGUCGUGAUGAACGUUCCCCUGGUGCGCAGGCAGAUCCGCGGGGCUGAGCUGGUCGACACGCUGAGGAUGAACAGACAGGGCUACCCGGACCACGUGCCGUUCGCGCAGUUCCGCCGCCGCUUCGAGAUGCUGGCGCCGGCCGAGGCGCGCACGACGGGAGCCGUGCUUGACGAGCGACGGGCCGUGGAGGGAGUCAUGCCGCACCUAGACGUGCAGCAGUCUGCCUACCGCCUCGGCAUGAGCAUGGUGUUUUUCCGCGCGGCGGGGGCGCUGGCGCAGCUCGAGUCGCAUCGGGACGAGAAGCUGCGGGGCGACACAGUUACGUGGCCGGUGCGCGAGUGGUGCGUGUGGAAGGUGUUCACGAAAUGGCUGGCGCGCUGCUACGACGUGCACGCCCAGCGAGAGAGCUUGCGAGCGAAGGAGGCUGAGGUAGAGGACCUGAGAACUAGACUACAGAAGACAGAGAAGGAACGCAGUGAGUUGAAGACGAACCAUGAUCGUCUGGAAGCACGGUCGCGCUACAGCAAUGUCAGCAAGAAGACGCAGAAGAUGGAGAUGGAGAUGCUGGAGCUGCGGAUGCUGAGGACCAGCGUCAUGGAUGAGGAUGACGACGACGACGACGAUGGCGACGACAAUAUCUACAAGGCGAGGUUCGAGAGGGCUGUGCGGGAAGCGGAGAUUGCGAAGAAGCGGGCCGAGAAGGAACAUGAAGAGGAAGUUGAACAAAUGACAGCAGUGAAGAAGAUGCUUGAGAGAAAGCUCGGGGAGACAGUGCAGGAGUAUGAGGAACAGCAGCAGCAGGCACAGAGCUGGAAGCGCAAGACCGUGAAGCUGCAGAGUGAGUUCGAGGAUUUCCAACACCAGAUGGAGCAGCAGACGACGCGCAAUAGCCAAUUGGAGCGCAAGCAGAGAAAGUUUGACGCCGAGCUGCACCGGGCGCAGGAGGAGCUCGCGGAGGAGGUGCAGAAGCGUGAGCGGCUGCUGAGGGAGAAGGACGAGAUCGCAGGCGAGAGCUACCGGCUCGAGCAGGAGACGCGGCUGCUGAAGGAGGACCACGGCGCCGCGCAGGAGAAGCUGCGCCAGCUGCAGGAGGAGAUCGAGGAGUUUGAGCGCGCGGCCCACAGCAAGGAUGACAAAGAGCUGCUGCGGCUGCGGCGGGAGAAGCAUGAUCUCGACAAGAAGCAGCAGGACCAGGAGGACGAGCUGGACGAGCAGGCGGGGCAGAUCCAGCAGCUGCAGCAGGCGAAGUUGCGACUUGAGAUGGAGAACGAGAAGCUGCGGCAGAGCCACAGCAAGGAGCUCGACGCGCACGAGGAGGAGAUGGAGGAGCUGAGGACAACCACCUCCAAGCGGACGACCAUCUGUCGGCUGAAGGAAGUGAUCGACCACUUCCAAGCGGAGAAGGAGAACGGGCGAGGGACCGAGCAGAAGGCGCAGGAGGAGGUGAAGAAGCUGCAGAGAGAGCUGCGAGAACUGAAGGAGGAGUACGCCAACCUGAACAGGAAGGAAUCCGAGGCUUCACAGAGGAAGCACGACUUGGAGCUAAGCAUGGAGACGGCUGAGGCGACAACUGAACAGCUGCAGAGUGACCUUCGAUUGGCCUUCAAGAGAAUAGAUGACCUACAGAAUGCGCUCGAAGACGAGAUAAUGACCGAUAGCGAUCUAGGUGGCAAUGACAGAUGGCAUAGUUAG
Molecule: messenger RNA, 3998 nt
Organism: Priapulus caudatus
Lineage: Eukaryota; Metazoa; Priapulida; Priapulimorpha; Priapulimorphida; Priapulidae
Product: unconventional myosin-XVIIIa-like
Exons: 26
Coding region: 48-3998 (1316 amino acids)
Cellular component (GO): myosin complex
Molecular function (GO): cytoskeletal motor activity; ATP binding
Source: RefSeq, a predicted model, not a curated record